AGGCGGAAGCGGAAGCGCGAGUCUCCCCGGGAGUGAUGGCCGCCGGGGGUCUGAGCCGGUCGGAGCGCAAGGCGGCGGAGCGGGUCCGGAGGCUGCGGGAGGAGCAGCAGAGGGAGCGCCUCCGCCAGGUGUCGCGCAUCCUGAGGAAGGCGGCGGCCGAGCGCAGCGCGGAGGAGGGCCGGCUUCUGGCCGAGAGCGAGGACCUGGUGACCGAGCUGCAGGGCCGGAGCAGGCGGCGCGAGGGCCUGAAGCGGCGGCAGGAGGAGGUGUGCGACGACCCGGAGGAGCUGCGGAGGAAAGUCCGGGAGCUGGCUAGCGCCGUCCGCAACGCCAAGCACCUGGUCGUCUACACGGGCGCGGGGAUCAGCACGGCAGCUUCUAUCCCAGAUUACCGGGGUCCUAAUGGAGUGUGGACGCUGCUUCAGAAAGGAAGAAGCAUUAGUGCUGCUGACCUGAGUGAGGCCGAGCCGACCCUCACCCACAUGAGCAUCGCCUGCUUACACGAGCAGAAGCUGGUGCAGCACGUGGUGUCUCAGAACUGUGACGGGCUCCACCUGCGGAGCGGGCUGCCUCGCACAGCCAUGUCGGAGCUCCACGGGAACAUGUAUAUCGAAGUCUGCACAGCCUGCACUCCCAACAGGGAGUAUGUGCGGGUGUUUGAUGUGACGGAGCGCACCGCCUUGCACCGACACCAGACCGGCCGCACCUGCCACAAGUGCGGGGCCCAGCUCCGGGACACCAUCGUGCACUUUGGGGAGAGGGGGACACUGGGACAGCCUCUGAACUGGGAGGCGGCCACCCAGGCUGCCAGCAGAGCAGACACAAUCCUGUGCUUAGGUUCCAGCUUAAAGGUUCUAAAGAAGUAUCCACACCUCUGGUGCAUGACCAAGCCCCCCAGCCGGCGGCCCAAGCUCUACAUUGUGAACUUGCAGUGGACCCCGAAGGAUGACUGGGCUGCCCUGAAGCUGCACGGAAAGUGUGAUGACGUCAUGCGGCUCCUCAUGGAUGAGCUGGGCCUGGAGAUCCCCCGCUACAGCAGGUGGCAGGACCCCAUCUUCUCGCUGGCCACUCCCCUGCGUGCGGGUGAAGAAGGCAGCCACAGUCGCAAGUCGCUGUGCAGAAGUCGAGAAGAACCUGGGCCUGGGGACCGGGGUGCACCACUUAGCUCAGCCCCUGUCCUGGGCGGCUGGUUUGGCAGGGGCUGCACCAAACGCACAAAAAGGAAGAAAGCAACGUAACCUGGUGCUUGACUGAGAACAAUGAUGGCACUUUGCAAAUGGCCGGGACUCUUGUUCAGGGGCAAGUGGCACUGUUAAGGCCAGGACUGCCCCUGGAAUUCUCUGGGGGUGACAUUUUCACCCUGACGUGUUUAGCCAUUUGUCCUUGUGGAAAGCUCCCUUGCACUGCUGUGGUUGCCCCCCGCAUGGGCCUAAUGAUGGAAGACACCUCGCCCAAGCAGCCUCUUCUAAAGAGGUGGCAGCCACACCCUCUGUGAAAACAGGACUCGGGUUAUUUCACACCUGGCCAGCUAAGAGGAAGCACACGGCUGCCUUACCUCAUUCACUAGGCUAGUCUCAGGGGCCUCAACUCUUAUUUCUGCCACUUCUUACUAAAAAUGUUAAAUUUAUAGAAGCCUUUUUCUGUAUUGGGUAUGCUGCAAAGGAGUGGUUUUUGAGCCUUGGCUCUCAGCAGGCCUUUUUAUUGUUAUUAAAUAUCUCUGCACUGUC
Balaenoptera ricei (Rice's whale) is the source of this 1727-nucleotide messenger RNA. It is a transcript of the gene SIRT7, whose product is annotated as sirtuin 7. NCBI's taxonomy places the organism in Eukaryota, Metazoa, Chordata, Mammalia, Artiodactyla, Balaenopteridae. The coding region runs from base 36 to 1238 and encodes 400 amino acids. The transcript is spliced from 10 exons. Gene Ontology annotation, molecular function: NAD+ binding. The record is from RefSeq and is a predicted model, not a curated record.